This is a messenger RNA of Micropterus dolomieu (smallmouth bass), 1831 nucleotides long. It is a transcript of the gene phykpl, whose product is annotated as 5-phosphohydroxy-L-lysine phospho-lyase. Bases 261 to 1610 code for a protein of 449 amino acids. Gene Ontology annotation, molecular function: transaminase activity; pyridoxal phosphate binding. NCBI's taxonomy places the organism in Eukaryota, Metazoa, Chordata, Actinopteri, Centrarchiformes, Centrarchidae. The transcript has 13 exons. The record is from RefSeq and is a predicted model, not a curated record. Gene Ontology annotation, cellular component: mitochondrion.
UUUCUUCAGAUAUAUAUAUACAUAUAUAUUAUAUAUAAUGCCUGUUCUAUUUAGACAGCCUAUAUGUUCGAUAGAAAAAAAAUAUAUGCAUGGGCAGAAUGCUUAGGCUAACGCAAAUAAGCUAAUGACGCAUGCGUGGUGGUGGCAAAACAAUUCCAUAAAGCGUCCAGAUACUCCUGAUAACUGCUUUGUGUGACUUUUCGUCCAUUGCCUUAGCGGUCUUUGGUAUACAUUACACACACAGAGAAACCAAAGAGAGCAUGGCGGCAGAAAAACUCAGGAAAGAAGACACUCUCGCAAUGAGGAAGCGACUGAUCGGGCAGUCAUGUAGACUCUUUUAUUCAGACGACCCUGUGAAAAUAGUAAGAGCAAGAGGACAAUAUCUAUUCGAUGAGAAUGGCCUGCGCUAUUUGGACUGUAUCAGUAACGUUCAUCACGUGGGCCAUUGUCACCCCAGCAUUACAAAGGCUGCGGCAGGACAAAUGGAAAUCCUGAACACAAAUGCACGAUUUCUACACGACAACAUAGUCGUGUAUGCAGAGCGCCUGUCUGCUACCUUGCCUGAGAAACUGUGCGUCUUCUACUUUGUUAACUCUGGUUCAGAGGCCAAUGAUCUUGCCCUACGCUUGGCACAGCAGUACACCCAACAUGAGGAUGUCAUUGUGCUUGACCAUGCAUACCAUGGGCAUCUCAAGUCGCUCAUUGACAUUAGUCCUUACAAGUUCCGGAAACUGGCAGGACAGAAAGAAUGGGUUCAUGUGGCUCCCUUACCAGACACAUACAGAGGAAUAUACAGAGAGAAUCACCCCAACCCAGGCCAAGCGUACGCUGAUACAGUAAAAGACCUAAUAGAGGAAGUGCACAGGAAAGGGCGUAAGAUAUCUGCCUUCUUUGCUGAGUCAUUGCCAAGUGUUGGUGGACAAAUCAUCUUGCCCCAGGGAUACUCAACUAAAGUUGCAGAAUAUGUGCAUUCAGCUGGUGGCGUGUUUGUGGCAGACGAGGUGCAGACAGGCUUUGGACGUGUGGGAAGUCACUUCUGGGGUUUCCAGCUUCAGGGGGAGGGUUUUUGUCCCGACAUAGUGACCAUGGGCAAACCAAUGGGAAACGGGCAUCCACUUGCAUGUGUGGCAACCACUGUAGAGAUAGCUGGAGCUUUCACAGCCAACGGAGUGGAGUACUUCAAUACGUUCGGAGGGAAUCCAGUGUCCUGUGCAAUUGGCCUGGCAGUUCUUGAUGUGAUAGAGAAAGAGGACCUAAGAGGAAACGCCACAAGGGUGGGAGCACAUCUUAAAGAUUUGCUCACAAAACUGCAAUCACGACAUGAUGUAAUUGGCGAUGUCAGAGGUGCAGGACUGUUUGUUGGUCUUGAGCUGGUUACAGACCGAGAAAAGAGGACUCCUGCCACAGAAACAGCAGCAUGGGUCAUGAAGAGGUUGAAAGAGGAUGAUAAAAUAUGUGUCAGCACAGAUGGCCCCUGGGAAAACAUCAUUAAGUUUAAACCUCCUAUGUGCUUUACUAUGGAGGACACAGAACUGGUGGUAAAAUGUAUUGACCGCAUCCUCACAGACAUGGAAGUCAGUGACCUUAAACUGGAAAAGGACGACAUCUAAGGUGUUCACUACCAUUGUAUGGUAUCACUUUAGGAAAAUAAGAUCCAGUCACCUCGAUGAUGAAUCAGCCAAUUGGAGGCACAUCUAAUGUGAAGUGGUGCCAGCUACAGCACAUUGCUACGCAGGAGAUAACUAAUAUACAAGAUAAUACUGCAAAUGUGACACUUGACUUCCAUAAAAAAAAAUUUUUUUUAAAUCAAAUAAACACUUGAUUUUUUAAA